Molecule: messenger RNA, 1389 nt
Organism: Aspergillus ruber CBS 135680
Lineage: Eukaryota; Fungi; Ascomycota; Eurotiomycetes; Eurotiales; Aspergillaceae
Product: DUF2841 domain-containing protein
Exons: 5
Coding region: 1-1389 (462 amino acids)
Source: RefSeq, a predicted model, not a curated record
AUGAACCCAGCAUAUGCCGCCGUGACAACGGGGCCCGAGAUGUCUCACCAGUCAUUGUCGUAUGAUGAUGGGAUGGCCUCGAGAUCAUCUCAGCAGAUCGCGACAACCCAGCCAACAAUGCUGAACAUCCCAUAUUCGCAUUAUGCUAUUCUGUAUAUGGACGGCGAUGGAAAGCUUGAUGUGGAGGUUUCCGCUUCGAUUGAGGGUUCAGAAAAGGCCAUUUUCACCCAGGAUGUUAGAGGGCGGUUUUUGCGCUCCGUGACGGGAGGCCCAUAUGGCCUGCAGGGUUAUUCAAACUCAAUGAUGCCAGCUCAGGACAGCAUUCUUCCCAGCUCAACUUCCCUCGCCUGGUACCACCAUUCUCGAACAAAACGAGAUGGUCUCAUUCCCUGCGAAUGGCAGUCGCAACGCAGCAAGCGCCAGAGACGUCGCGACUCUGAUUCCGCAUCAGCCUCCCCUUGUCCCACCAUCCGCCGCACCGCGCUGCGCGUGGGAGACCACGACAUCCUACGACGGUACUACGAGAAGGCAUUCGACAACUUCCAGCAGCUCAACUGCAGAAUGAUUGCCAAGGCAUGGAUCAAGCUCGUUGAGCCGCGCAAGCAGGUCAACCACCCUUAUAAUGGACGGAAGAACGUUGGAGGAACAUCACAGCGUGUUGACCCGGAGUUGACAAAGCCAAGGUGGUGGCCGACAGGUGUCACUCACAAGGAGCCUGACCACCUACCCAAGCCUGAACGAGUCCGUCUUCUUAUCCACAUCCUUUGCGAAUUGAGGGGCAGCCACGAUAUCACUGCAGAGAAGCUCAAAGAAGCUGGUCAAGAUGUGCGACGCCAAAUUUCGCCUUCUGAGCGCCUGGAGGUCCUGGACGAGAUCUACUACGUUCGACAGAUGGAAGAGCACUACUUGGCUGGUGAUAUUGGUGCCGAUACAAUACUCCACGUCUCCCACGUCCACCUCCCUGAAGCCAGCUUUGAAUUCGACCAGCACGACUUCCAAUCCACAGACCAUCACGACUCACUCUCCUCGGUUCCAACCACCCUGCCAAAGGUCCCAGCCAUGCGCGGCACCUCGGAUGAUGGCAGCUCAGAGUACUGCCUUCCUCUCACUCCCUCGUCCUGCCCGUCUAACGGCCCCCGGAGUCCUGCACAGACGCACCCAUCCUACUCACCCGACAUGGCUUCUUCCAUGAUGUCCACUGGUGCCCACGCCAGUGCUGCGUACGUGACUUCCAAAGGCGAGUCACAUCCAGGUGCCGCUACCGCGUGUAUGCCGGACUAUUUCAGCCAGCCAUUCCUUGUCCCGACAACGGCGCCAUCAACGCAGGCUGGGUAUUGGGGGCACCCAGCUCAGGCGCACCCAGCGCCUAUGUAUUCUACUGGAUACUAA